AUGAAAAAAGCAAACAGGGAAGACGUUGGUUCCAACCCCAUGGACAGGAUAUCCGAGUUGCCGAAACACAUCUUGCAGAGAAUACUUUAUUUCCUCUCCCAAAAAGAUGCUGUUCGAACAUCUGUCUUGUCGAAAUCAUGGCGUAAUAUUUGGUGUACUCGUCCCAAUCUUGAUUUGUCAGACAUCAACUUCAAGAAAUUCAAACAGGAGUUUCUAUCCACCGUGGAAAAGAAUUUACAACGAUACUGUGAUCGAAGGAUGUGCUUAGAGGAAUUUGGCCUCCGUAUGUUUCUAGGCAAUCACGAAUCUGUUUCGCUUCUCGAAAAAUGGAUCCCAUCUCUAAAAAAUAUGGGUGUGAAGGAGUUUCGACUUUCUAUUUAUUGGAAAUACAGUCGUCAACUGCCGUCUGUAGUCUUUGAGGCGGAAUCACUCCAAGAUUUGCAUGUGGAAGGAUUCAUGUUGGACCAAACAACUAUUGGAAGGAAUGUUCUCUCUAAGCAUCUGAAAAAUCUUCAUCUCGAAAAGGUCGAUAUUGAGGACGGGGUUUUUCAGAAGAUAAUCUCAAGUUGUCCUUUGAUUGAAACUUUAUCUCUCGAAUCAUGCGAGAGGUUAAGAAACAUCAAGGUGAACACUCUUCUUCGUCUCAAGAAAUUUUACUUUGAAUCUGCGCCACACGAAAAAUGUAGCAUCGAAAUCCAUCCCGCGUCUCUUGAAACCAUCAAAAUUGAGUUUGCGGAUGUUUCGUUUCCCAAAGGCAUAGUUCAAGAAAACCUUGUUCAGUUGGUACAAGCUAUUAAAGAUGAAAAUAAACCUACUGUUGUGUUGAAGAAGUUGAUAAUACGAGAUGAUUUACCUUACUUUUCACCUCAGUUGAAUGGGUUGUUUUGCAUUUGUCGUCCAAGAACCAUCGGUAUUGUCAACUACACAAACUCCGAGUCUGUGUUGAAGAAUCUAAUGCAGGGAGAAGGUGGAAACCAAGACAAAUUAAGACAACUGUGGCUGCCAUAUUUGGAGGAAGUAAGCUUGGAGAUUUACGACUGGAAUGAAGAUGAAUGGGAUCCGACAAGUUUGUCAGAUUUGCCUAAAUACGAGGAAGGGAAAUGUAUCUCUAAUACUCGCUUUGCAUUGAAAUGGAGACAAAAUUUGUGA
Molecule: messenger RNA, 1149 nt
Organism: Erythranthe guttata (spotted monkey flower)
Lineage: Eukaryota; Viridiplantae; Streptophyta; Magnoliopsida; Lamiales; Phrymaceae
Source: RefSeq, a predicted model, not a curated record